CUUACCCUGCCUCACAUCAUAGACCUUGGCCAGAUUGGGAGGCUUGCGCGGCAGCCUGGAGACCUGCCCCUAGAGUCUGGCGGUGGACCCGGGGUCUCUCCUUACCUUCAGCUGAGUUGUAGCCCCAGGUGGGGCGGGAUGAAGGGAAGGCCGCAUUUAUGAGGUCUGGGUUUUGAGUCGGCUGUCUGUCCUCCUCUCCCAGGACAGACUUCCAGGCUUCCACCUGAAUUCGUUCUCUCUCCUCGGUGGUGAAGAGAACCUGCAAGAGCUGUCGGCAUCAUCCCAAGUAGGCUGGUGGGUAAAGAGAACAGUAUCCAAAAGCCCGAUUAGAUCUCUCGGAUUAUCAGAGAACUUUGCAUUUUGGGUUUUCCAAUUACAUAAAUCACUGGUGGAGAAUGGCCAAUAUAACAUUAGCUGUUCGCCAGUCUCAUCGGGGGGCCCAUGGUGCGGAGAGGAAGGGCGGUGGAGUCGGCUGGCCCCGCAUUCGGAGGUGGGGCCGUCCGGUGGGUCCGACCUCGUGUCCCUGCUGCUGGCCCGUGUACAGAGACUCCCUUGUCAGGGAGGGGUGGUGCCCCUUCUGCAGCCCCCGGUGUCUCCGAUGGAGGGGCGGAAGGGGGAGGGGGUGCCCGGUAGGGUGGCAGGAGAAUCAGGUCCUCUGGGGAGGAAUCCUGGAAGACCAGAUAAAGGGGCGCUUGGGCAUAGAGUCGGUCUCCUUCUCAGCUUUCCGCAGGGCUAGAAUCUCGGUGGGUCCUGCUUUGGGGGGUAAAAAUGGCUUUAGCCUAGGAGGGGGAUUUUCGGUCAUGUCCUGCCAGGCCAGGAUGUUGGGCACCUGGUCAGGGUGGCCAUCCGGUUUGUCCCUGAAGAUCACGGCCUUAACCUGUAAGAUAAUAGUUAUGGCAGUUAACAAAGACACAGUAACACAGACAAAUGCACAAACAGUUAACAAGGACAUAGUAACACAGACAAACGUUCCAGUGUGGCCGCAGAGACAAAACAGAAAGCAACCCGAAGGCCUGGAAGCCGGCCCUCCUUACAGUCACAGAGAGAGAGAGAGAGAGAGGCAGAGACACAGGCAGAGGGAGAAGCAGGCUCCAUGCACCAGGAGCCUGACGUGGGACUCGAUCCUGACUCUCCAGGAUCGCGCCCUGGGCCAAAGGCAGGCGCCAAACCGCUGCACCACCCAGGGAUCCCUGAAUGCUGGUAAUUUUAUAAAAGACUCAUCUCACCUUGAAGAAAUAACAAGUUAUCAUACCUACUCAUCUUAAAUUCAACUAAAACUUUUAAAAAGGAAGUGAUUUAUACUAAAUUGUCAUUUGAUUUAUAAUUGUGAAAGCUGUGGGAAAUAUAAUUUAGCCUCUAUUAGCAGUGUGCUCUAGUGAGAUCAUUAAAACUAAACUAUAAUUCCUGAAAACAGGAAACAAUAUUGGAGGUUGAAGAAUAUGUUACUGACCUCUUGCAAGCUCAUGACUUAUAUUCAUCAGUAAAUGAAUCCUGAACUUGUCUUCCUAUUCAUAUUUAAAAUAAGACUCAUGGAGAUUUUUUUCAAUUGGGAGUAAAUUGAUUGAAAUAGCAUCGUAGAGUUUCCUUUUUGUGAACCAUAACAAAAUGGUCAAAGUAACUUAAAGAUUUUAUUUAU
Molecule: messenger RNA, 1636 nt
Organism: Canis lupus familiaris (dog)
Lineage: Eukaryota; Metazoa; Chordata; Mammalia; Carnivora; Canidae
Exons: 3
Coding region: 396-1265 (289 amino acids)
Source: RefSeq, a predicted model, not a curated record